Messenger RNA from Lagenorhynchus albirostris (white-beaked dolphin), 2886 nucleotides. It is a transcript of the gene CNTN6, whose product is annotated as contactin 6. Gene Ontology annotation, molecular function: cell-cell adhesion mediator activity. The coding region runs from base 16 to 2886 and encodes 956 amino acids. NCBI's taxonomy places the organism in Eukaryota, Metazoa, Chordata, Mammalia, Artiodactyla, Delphinidae. Gene Ontology annotation, biological process: cell-cell adhesion; brain development. The record is from RefSeq and is a predicted model, not a curated record. The transcript is spliced from 20 exons.
GAUAUUGAUUUUACCAUGAGCUAUCACUACAGGUUGGAUGGAGGCAGUUUGGCAAUCAGUAGCCCCCGCACAGAUCAAGAUACUGGCACGUACCAGUGCCUGGCCACCAACCCUCUGGGAACAAUUCUGAGCCAGAAGGCGAAGCUCCAAUUUGCAUAUAUUGAAGACUUUGAAACCAAAACAAGAAGCACAGUGUCCGUCCGAGAAGGUCAAGGUGUGGUGCUUCUCUGUGGUCCACCGCCACACUUUGGAGGUUUAUCUUAUGCGUGGACUUUCAAUGAUAACCCCUUAUAUGUCCAAGAGGACAACAGGCGGUUUGUCUCACAAGAGACAGGAAACUUGUACAUUGCCAAAGUGGAGCCAUCAGAUGUUGGCAACUACACUUGCUACAUAACAAACAAAGAAGCCCAGCGAAGUGUUCAAGGACCACCCACUCCAUUAGUGCAGCGUACUGAUGGUGUGAUGGGGGAAUAUGAACCAAAGAUUGAAGUGCAUUUUCCUGAAACUAUUCAAGCUGCAAAGGAUUCAUCUAUAAAACUGGAAUGCUUUGCCCUUGGAAAUCCAGUCCCUGAUAUUAGUUGGAGGAGGUUGGAUGGAAGCCCGUUGCCUGGGAAAGUCAAGUACAGCAAAUCCCAAGCUAUCCUUGAAAUCCCAAACUUUCAACAGGAAGAUGAAGGCGUCUAUGAGUGCAUUGCAAGUAACCUUCGAGGAAGAAAUCUUGCAAAAGGUCAACUCAUUUUCUAUGCCCCUCCAGAAUGGGAACAAAAAAUCCAAAAUACAUACCUGUCCAUCUAUGACAGCUUGUUUUGGGAAUGCAAAGCUAGUGGAAAGCCAAACCCUUGGUACACGUGGUUAAAGAAUGGUGAACGCCUCAAUCCAGAGGAAAGAAUUCAAAUAGAAAAUGGGACACUUAUCAUAACUAUGCUGAAUGUGUCAGAUUCUGGUAUCUACCAAUGUGCUGCAGAAAACAAAUAUCAGAUAAUUUAUGCAAAUGCAGAAUUGAGAGUAUUAGCCUCAGCUCCUGAUUUCUCCAAAAAUCCCAUUAAAAAAAAUUCAGUUGUUCAAGUUGGUGGGGAUAUUGUGAUCGAAUGCAAACCGAAUGCUUUCCCUAGGGCCGCCAUCUCCUGGAAAAGAGGAAUGGAGAUCCUGAGACAAAGCAAAAGAGUGUUUAUCCUGAAGGAUGGCAGCCUCAAGAUACAUAACGUUACCAGGUUGGAUGCCGGAUCAUACACUUGCAUAGCUACAAAUCAGUUUGGUGUUGCCAAGAACACUGGCAGCCUAGUUGUAAAAGAGAGGACUGUUAUUACCGUGCCACCUUCCAAAAUGGAUGUUACAGUUGGCGAGAGUAUAGUCCUACCCUGCCAGGUGUCCCAUGACCCCUCCAUUGAAGUUGUAUUUCUAUGGUCUUUCAAUGGAGAUGUCAUAGACUUAAAAAAAGGAGUGGCUCAUUUUGAGAGGAUUGGAGGAGAAUCUGUUGGGGAUUUGAUGAUAAGGAAUAUUCAGUUAAAUCAUUCAGGAAAAUAUCUAUGCACAGUAAAAACAACUCUCGAAAGUUUAUCUGCUGAAGCUGAUAUUAUUGUGAGGGGUCCCCCAGGUCCCCCAGAAGAUGUAAGAGUGGAACACAUUUCCAGUACUACUUCUCAACUAAGCUGGAGACCAGGCUCAGAUAAUAACAGUCCCAUUCAAAUAUUUAGUAUUCAGGCUCGGACACCAUUUUCUGUGGGUUGGCAGGCUGUUUCUACAGUUCCAGAAAUUCUCAAUGGUAAGACAUACAAUGCAACAGUGGUUGGUUUGAGUCCUUGGGUGGAAUAUGAGUUUCGUGUUGUUGCCGGGAAUAGCAUUGGGAUUGGAGAACCAAGUAAACCAUCAGAAGUGUUAAGAACCAAAGCAUCAGUCCCUGUCAUGGCACCAACAAACAUCAAUGGAGGUGGAGGAAGUCGGUCUGAACUCGUUAUUACGUGGGAGUCAAUUCCAGAAGAACUACAGAAUGGAGAGGAAUUUGGAUACAUCAUCAUGCUGCGGCCAGUUGGCUCAACAACAUGGACCAAGGAAAGAGUACCAUUUGUAGAAUCGUCAAGGUUUGUUUACAGAAAUGAAAGCAUCACCCCCCUCUCUCCCUUUGAAGUCAAAGUGGGUGUAUAUAAUAAGAAAGGAGAAGGAGCUCUGAGUACCACGUCCAUUGUCUACUCUGGGGAAGAUGAACCUCAAUUGGCCCCAAGGGGAACUUCUGUUCAAAGUUUUUCUGCUUCGGAAAUGGAGGUUUCAUGGAAUGCUAUUGCCUGGAAUAGAAACACUGGAAGAGUUCUGGGCUAUGAGGUCUUAUACUGGACAGAUGACUCCAAAGAAUCCGUGAUUGGUAAAAUUAGGGUCAGUGGAAAUGUCACAACCAAAAACAUCACAGGGCUGAAAGCUAACACCGUCUACUUUGCUUCCGUGAGAGCUUACAACACUGCUGGGACAGGGCCCUCAAGCCCCCCAGCCAAUGGGACCACCAAGAAGUCUCCUCCAAGCCAACCACCAGCUAACAUCGCCUGGAAGCUGACAAACUCUAAAUUAUGCCUAAACUGGGAGCAUGUAAAAACCAUGGAAAAUGAGUCUGAAGUAUUGGGCUACAAGAUUCUGUACCGGCAAAACAGACAGAGUAAAACUCAUAUUUUGGAAACAAACAACACAUCUGCUGAGCUUCUGGUUCCAUUUGAAGAGGACUACUUGAUUGAAAUAAGAACAGUUAGUGAUGGUGGGGAUGGAAGCAGCAGUGAGGAAAUUAGGAUUCCAAAAAUGUCAAGUUUGAGUUCCAGAGGAGUUUCAGUCAUAGAACCUAGCAUCCAUUUCCUGUCAAUUGUCAUCAUGAUUUUUUACUGUUUUGCUAUUCAGCCUCUUAUAUGA